Molecule: messenger RNA, 1937 nt
Organism: Homo sapiens (human)
Lineage: Eukaryota; Metazoa; Chordata; Mammalia; Primates; Hominidae
Gene: BCL3
Product: BCL3 transcription coactivator
Exons: 9
Coding region: 84-1508 (474 amino acids)
Biological process (GO): negative regulation of cytokine production; positive regulation of DNA-templated transcription; response to stress
Cellular component (GO): cytoplasm; nucleus; perinuclear region of cytoplasm
Molecular function (GO): transcription coregulator activity; transcription coactivator activity
Source: RefSeq, a predicted model, not a curated record
AGGGGAAGUCCCGGCGCCCGGCGAAACCACCCUCCCGUGCAGCCGAGCCCAGCCGCUCUCCGGCCGCCGUCCCCGGCGGCCCCAUGCCCCGAUGCCCCGCGGGGGCCAUGGACGAGGGGCCCGUGGACCUGCGCACCCGGCCCAAGGCCGCCGGACUCCCGGGCGCCGCGCUGCCGCUCCGCAAGCGCCCGCUGCGCGCGCCCUCCCCGGAGCCCGCCGCUCCCCGCGGCGCUGCGGGCCUUGUCGUCCCCCUGGACCCUCUGCGCGGCGGCUGCGACCUGCCGGCGGUCCCCGGGCCCCCCCACGGCCUGGCCCGGCCGGAGGCGCUUUACUACCCCGGAGCCUUACUGCCUUUGUACCCCACUCGGGCCAUGGGCUCCCCGUUUCCUCUGGUGAACCUGCCUACACCCCUAUACCCCAUGAUGUGCCCCAUGGAACACCCCCUUUCUGCUGACAUCGCCAUGGCCACCCGUGCAGAUGAGGACGGAGACACGCCUCUCCAUAUUGCUGUGGUGCAGGGUAACCUGCCAGCUGUGCACCGGCUGGUCAACCUCUUCCAGCAGGGGGGCCGGGAGCUCGACAUCUACAACAACCUACGGCAGACACCGCUCCACCUGGCUGUGAUCACCACAUUACCGUCUGUGGUCCGGCUCCUGGUGACAGCUGGUGCCAGCCCCAUGGCGCUGGACCGCCAUGGCCAGACGGCCGCUCACCUGGCGUGCGAGCACCGCAGCCCGACCUGCCUGCGAGCCCUGCUGGACAGCGCAGCUCCGGGCACGUUGGACCUGGAGGCCCGCAAUUAUGACGGGCUCACCGCCCUGCACGUGGCAGUGAACACCGAGUGCCAAGAAACCGUGCAGCUCUUGCUAGAGCGCGGUGCCGACAUCGACGCAGUGGACAUUAAGAGCGGCCGCUCCCCGCUCAUCCACGCCGUGGAAAACAACAGCCUUAGCAUGGUGCAGCUGCUGCUGCAGCACGGCGCCAACGUGAACGCGCAAAUGUACUCCGGCAGCUCCGCCCUGCACUCAGCGUCCGGCCGCGGGCUCCUCCCGCUGGUGCGCACGCUGGUCCGCAGCGGCGCUGACAGCAGCCUCAAGAACUGCCACAACGACACGCCGCUCAUGGUGGCGCGCAGCCGCAGGGUGAGCCGGGGCAGCUGUGGACAUGCCCCUUGCACACGUGUGUCCGCGGGCUGGUUGCAGGUCAUCGACAUCCUGAGGGGGAAGGCCACCCGGCCUGCUUCCACCUCCCAGCCAGACCCCUCCCCUGACCGGAGCGCCAACACCUCCCCCGAGAGCAGCAGCCGCCUCAGCUCCAAUGGUCUUCUCUCCGCAUCACCAUCCUCCUCACCCUCCCAGUCUCCCCCCAGGGACCCCCCUGGAUUCCCCAUGGCUCCUCCCAAUUUCUUCCUUCCUUCCCCAUCUCCACCCGCCUUCCUGCCCUUUGCUGGGGUCCUCCGAGGCCCUGGCCGGCCGGUGCCCCCCUCCCCAGCUCCAGGAGGCAGCUGAGGGGGAUGGGGGGGCAGAUCUUGGACUCAUGAGGAGGGGCCCCCCUGCCCUGUGGGGUCAACCCUUCUGGAAACUGUGAAGAUCUCACUCUGCCCCCCCCCCCCAUCUUCGGGACCAGGAUUUGCACAGAAGCACAUGCACCUACCCAUACACCCCCUCUUCUGAGCACAGAUGUUCCCCCAUCUCGCUCCCUCCCAGGACUCUGACCCCAGCAUUCUCAGGCACCAGUCCCUGUCCGGAAUGCCACCCACAUCUUCCAUUUCCAUGUCCCCUCCCAGAGCUGGUGGACCCAGGGAACAGCCACUCCCCUCCACUCUCUACCAGAUAACUGAGGAGGGGAGAGGUGGGCCGUAACGGGCACGGAUCACGAUGUAAAUUAUUAAGCAUUUUGGUUGGAUUUCUUUUGUAAUAAACUAUUUUUGUACCAUA